Molecule: messenger RNA, 774 nt
Organism: Candidula unifasciata
Lineage: Eukaryota; Metazoa; Mollusca; Gastropoda; Stylommatophora; Geomitridae
Source: the annotation of a GenBank genome assembly
AUGUCCUCGUCAGGACGACCAGAGCACCAGGCUCCGCCAGAAAUUUUUUACAAUGAAACCGAAGCAGCAAAAUACACAAGCAACACUUAUAUGCUAGACAUCCAGCAGAAGUUGUCAGAGAGAGCCUUGGAGCUGCUUGCACCUCCAGACGAUGUCUCCUGUUAUAUCUUAGAUAUUGGUUGUGGCUCUGGCUUAAGUGGUGAUGUUCUGACAGAAGCAGACCAUCGGGAAGUUGAAGGAGACCUGAUUCUGGGAGACAUGGGUGAUGGUCUACCCUUCAGACCUGGAACUUUUGAUGGUGUCAUCAGCAUCUCAGCCCUGCAGUGGUUAUGCAAUGCUGACAAGAAGUGCCGCUCUCCUGCCAAAAGAAUGCUGAAAUUCUUCCGGACGUUGUACUCAGUUAUGAGAAAUGGCACUAGAGCUGUCUUUCAGCUGUAUCCAGAGAACAGUGCUCGGCUUGAGCUUCUGACCCAGCAAGCCAUGAAAGCUGGCUUUACUGGAGGAUUAGUUGUGCACUUCCCAAAUAGUUCCAAAGCCAAAAAAAUAUUUUUGUGCCUUUUCUGUGGUGGAUCAACACAAGCUCUGUCUGAGGGCCUGGGCACAGAGAACACGGCCACAAAUGUGCGACAGAAACAUGUCAAAGGGCAAAGAAAACCACUGAAGACUUUAAGAGACCGGGUCUUAGAAAAGAAAGAAAGAUGGCGUCGCCGUGGAAGGGAAACCAGACCGGACACACAGUACACUGGGAGGAAGAGACGAAGCCAUCACUUUUGA